This is a messenger RNA of Caenorhabditis angaria, 2139 nucleotides long. The record is from the annotation of a GenBank genome assembly. Lineage: Eukaryota; Metazoa; Nematoda; Chromadorea; Rhabditida; Rhabditidae.
AUGGUUUCUUCGGACGGUCCUCUUGACAAUGCAACAAUUGCUUCAUAUGAAGAUUUGAUUGGUUUACAUAUUGUUAACACAUCUCUUGGUGCAAUAUCCACCCUGGUCAAUAUCCUGCUUCUCGUCAUUUUUCUGUCUUAUCGACCAUUUAGAACACGAUAUGUGGUGAGUGAAAAAAUUCUGAAACUUGAUUGUGAGCGAAAGGUUUCCAAGUUUUGGACCAUAAUUUUUAAACUUUGAUUCUAAAUUUGAUUUAAAAUUUGAAAACUCGUUCCAACUGUUCACUAUGAGUGAGUAUUUCAUUUCCUGGUUCCCAUCAAAAGUUCAUUUUGGCGGCGUCAUUUCAAAACCAAAGUUCUCACAGUUAGUGCGAUCAGAUUUCAAAAGACACCCCUGCAGAUAUAUCUUGUGUAUUGCUGCUAUUUUUCGGGCAAAAAGGAAGAAGAAAGUCUCGCGAAUAUGAGUACUUUAAUUUGUACAUGAAAUAUGAGAUGAUGUGAUUCACAAACAUUUAUGGGGUGAUUCAGUCGAAUUAAUCGACGUGAAUUUGUCAAUUAAUUGACAAAAAAAUCGAGUCUUUUAGGGCGAUUAAUUUCACGUUUUUGUCAAUUCCUCGCUUUCAUUUCUUGGCAAAAAAUGCGAUUAGUUGCAUGAAAAUUCGAAUUUAUUUGACCUAUAUUUUAAAACGUGACCUAUAUGAGUUGGAAUUAUCAACAAAAAAAAAUCAAUUUCCCUCAAUUUUCUUUCAUUUCGAAAUGAAUUCAAAAAAUAAGCAGUGAAUUUAGAACACGUUUCGAAAAAAAGGUCAAAUAAAUUCUAUUUCGUAUUGAAAUUCCUCAUUUUUGUAUGCAAAUAAUUGCAAAAAAAGAUGGAAUUAAUCGACAAAAACGUGAAAAAAUCGCACAAAAAUGACUCGGAUUUUCUGUCAAUUAAUCGUCAAAAAAACGAAUUGAAUCACCCCAUUAUCAAACAUCAAUCAAUUUCUUUCAGUUACUCAUUCUUCUCAACAUGGGAGAUCUAAUAAACAGUAUGGCAAUUGUAUUAAUGGGUCUCAAUCGAGUUGAAUUGUAUUCAGAGGUCAUUGAAACAAAACAAAUGCCACAAAGGUAUCCAAUUGAUUGUGCACUCGAAUUAUGGCUCAUUAUGAAGCUCAUAGGUAUGUAUAUCCUAUCAAAAUUACAUCCUCAUCCUUUUAUUCAAUUUCAGGUGAUAUUCUUAUCCCUGUUGCCACUUUCUGGAUGGGUGUUGAGAGACUUGUCGCAAUUUUGUACCCAAUAUUUUAUCGUUUCUCGGUUGAUGGAAAAGCAGUGAAGUAAGUUUUUCUAACAAAACAUUUCAUGUAUAUUAGUCUUAUUCAGAUACCUUGUUGUUCCCGGAAUUAGUAUCUUCUUCGUAAUUUGCUCAAUAGCAGUUGCGUUUUACUUGUCAUUUAUGGAAGGAACCGAUCAUUUUGCUCAGUUUCAUUGUGGAAGAAAGGCUGCUUUUGGUCAAGGUUUUGGCGUGUUUAUUUAUGUUUGUAAUAUAACAUGCAAUGUUGCUGCAACUGUUUUUGCCACAGCUGCAUAUUUCAAAGCGUUGAAACUUUCAAAAACACAGUAAGAAUUUUAAUUUUUUGAAAAUCAAGGAAUAUCCAAAAUUUUCAGACCACGCAUGCAACGUCAAGUCAAUGUUAUAAGAUACUAUCUUUUGAUUACUGUACUUUCCACACUUCUUGUUUCACUUCCAAAUGCAAUUGCUCUUUUUCAGAUCUACGUUGAGAAAGUGAGUGAUUUACCCUAACUUGUAAUAAAGUUUAUUUUAAAUUUUCAGGUUAGUGAUCUAUUGUCAAAGCCAGCAUAUUGGAUGCAAACAAUUAACAGUGGAAUACAUUUUUUCGUUUAUUUGGCUUUGAACAAAGAAUUCCGCGGGAGAACUUUGAGGAUGUUUCAUUUAUCGAAUAGUGAAGAGAUCUCAUUGAGCAGUGAGUUUUUUUGAGGAAUAGGGAAGGGUGGGAAAGGUUUGGCUUGAAUAUCUUCAUAGCCCUUCCUCUCCGAUCUGUGCCUAAUUAUAUUCAUCAAUUUUUCAGAAAAACAUUCACCUGAUGGAUGUGAAACACCGCUUCGAGGAUCUGCGCGAACAUUAACAGCCCGAACUUCAUGA